ACAGUUCCUUAGAAGGAGAUUAUUCGUUCCUGUUCUUUGUUUGGUUUUGGGAGGAAGUGGAUGCUCGUCAUCUGAAGCAACUUUUUAAACAGGACGUCAUGCUGAAGUUUAGCGUCACCCAGUGCUCCAGCCACAAUGAGCGAAAGGUGACCUGUAAGCACCCGGUGUCAGGCAUCCCCUCCCAAGACAACUGCAUCUUUGUUGUAAAUGAACAUGUGAAUUGUGGAAAGCUUGUCCACCCUGACAAACCAAUAGAGGUUCUCACCAGGCCGGCUCCAAAGGCUUCACCAGAGCAGGGAAGCAGCAGUGAGAAGAAGGAACGUCCCAUGAGCACCAUGAGUGAGGCUUCCAACUACACCGGGGGCUCUGAUUACAGCACCUUCCCUGGCAGCCCUGCCACCACCAUCACUACUGCCACCACCACCUCCACCUCAUCCACACGGCCUUCUAGGUCUUCCAAAAAAGUCCACAACUUUGGCAAGAGGUCCAAUUCCAUCAAGAGGAACCCCAAUGCUCCGGUGGUCAAGAGCAACUGGCUUUACAAGCAGGACAGCACGGGCAUGAAGCUGUGGAAGAAGAGGUGGUUUGUUUUGUCGGACAUGUGCCUCUUCUAUUACCGCGAUGAGAAAGAAGACAACAUCCUGGGAAGUAUCCUCCUACCCAGCUUUCACAUCUCCAUGUUGUCGGUGGAUGAUCACAUCAGCAGGAAAUACGCAUUUAAGGCCACUCACCCCAACAUGCGGACAUAUUAUUUCUGUACCGACACAGCCAAAGAGAUGGAGACCUGGAUGAAAGUCAUGACGGACGCUGCUCUCGUCCACACUGAACCCGUCAGAAGAUUGGACAAAUUGAAAGUGGACCAGCGGACACCUCAAGAGUUGAACAACUUACUGAACCACAGAGUCCUGACGCGGCCCGAGAUCCAGAACAACGAACGCAAUCGAGAACCUGUGCGGCAACACUCCCUAUCACGAGCCGACAACAAACGGCAAAAAGAUGUAGAGAAACACAACGGCCAGAGGGAGCGGGAAUACUACACCUUACAGAGGGACGGAGAGAGGUACUCGCUGAAGAAAGAUGGAGUGAGCUACAUGCUCCAGAAGGAUGGAGAGAAGUAUCUCCUCCACAAGGAUGGAGAGAAGUACCUGCUACGAAAGGACGGGGACAAAUACUCACUGCAGAAAGAUGGAGAGGUGUACGCUAUUCACAGGGAUCUGGAGAAAUAUGCUGUUCAGAAAGUGGACGAUAAACACACAGUGACGCCGACGGAGGAGAAAUAUGCUCCAACUAAAGAUGGAGAGAAGUACCUGCUCACGAAGGACGGAGAAAAGUAUGCACUGCAGAAAGUGGGUGACCGGCACACACUCCAGAAAGAAGAACCGAAAUAUGUUCCACAGAAGGAAGUGAAGAGACAGUUAUCACUACGGGAGACAGAAAGGUACGGCACGAUGAGGGAGGGGGAAAAUAAGUAUGGCACCAUACAUGUCGUGGACAAAUAUGGCACUCUGAAGGAGGUGAAGAAAUACUGUACGCUACGAGAGGGGAAUAAAUACGCUACUCUGAGAGAUGCAGAAAAGUAUGCUACGCUUCGUGAUGGGGAUAAAUAUGGCUUCCAGAGAGACCCGAGCGCAGAGAGAUCUCUGACUAAAAUCAGCAGCAUCAAGCUGCAGCCAGCUCAGGCUGCUGCCAUCGCAGCUGCAGUGUCUGCAUCCCGCCAGAGCCAGGCCAACCUCGCCGCCCAGAAACCUGUGCAGGUCAACGGCUCCGGGUCCGGGCCAGGAGAACAGCGUGUGGACUGCAGCCCGGCAGAAGUGGACAGCAGCAUGGCCAGAGGUCCUGUCAAGUCUCCAGCUCCAGUCCAGGAGCCAGGGACAGGCCUGUCCAGGACCAACUCCAUGCAGCAGCUGGAGCACUGGGUCCGCACUCACAGGACGAGAGGGCUGGACGACGACACGAGGAGCGUUACAUCCUACCAGACCUUACCCAGGAACAUGCCCAGCCACCGUGCCCAGAUCGUGCCCCGCUACCCUGAGGGCUAUCGCACGCUGCCUCGCAACAGCAUGAUGAGGCCCGAGAGCAUCUGCAGCGUGGCGGGUUCCGUGUACGACCGGGCUUUGUGUCCAGCCUCCAACACCACUGUCAGCACGGCAGAGAAGCGGAGGUCGAUGAGGGACGACACCAUGUGGCAGCUGUACGAGUGGCAGCAGAGGCAGGCCUUCUCCAGGCAAAGUCUGGCUCAGCCAACAGCUGUGGGUCAUUACGGCACCCUGCCCAGCACAAAGACCAUGGGCAACAUCUCUGAACAUGCUGUGGCGCACUCCAUCCCCACCUCACCAUCCCACAACUCCCUGGCUCUCUACAGCACCUUCUCCCCUCCCCGCCAGCAGCCCACUCCCAACCCCAGCAGCUCCCACUCCGAGGUGUCCUCACCAGUCUUCGCGGGGGACUCGACGCUGGACCGCCGGCACAGGACGCACCUCGCCAAGUAUGGCUACCCACCUGAUCGACGAUCCAUCGCAGCCGGUGUCCCUCCUCAAACCAUCACCCCACAGUCGCUGCAAGGCAAGACGCCCGAGGAGCUGACACUGCUGCUGAUCAAGCUCCGCCGGCAGCAGGCGGAGCUCAACAGCCUGCGGGAGCACACAGUAGCUCAGCUAAUGACCCUGGGUUUGGAGGGCCCCAACGCCAAGAUCAGCCCAGACGACUACAAAGACGGCUCCGUCGUCCCGCGCACAGAGGAGGCUGACAUAGACACCAAGCUAAGCAGACUGUGUGAGCAGGACAAGACGGUGAGGAUGCAGGAGGAGAAACUGAAGCAGCUACACAGAGAGAAGCACACACUGGAAACAGCCCUGCUGUCUGCCAGUCAGGAGCUGAGUGAACAGAGCGGCUCGAAUGCUGCAGCCACACAGAGUCUGGUCCAGCAGAGAGACGUGCUGCAGAACGGCCUGCUCAGCACCUGCAGAGAGCUGUCCAGAGUCAACACUGAGCUAGAGCGCUCCUGGAGGGAGUACGACCGGCUGGAGGCAGAUGUCACUUUGGCCAAGACCAACCUACUGGAGCAGCUGGAGGCCCUGGGCAGCCCACAGACAGAGCCUCCAAGUCAGCGGCACAUCCAGAUCCAGAAGGAGCUGUGGAGGAUUCAGGACGUGAUGGAAGCUCUGUCCAAAAAUAAACCACAGCGGAGCACAGACGGCACAGAUUUUCCGGGCUCCAAACCGCUGUCCAGUCAACAGAAAAAUGAGCAAGCUCCAGACUACCGGCUGUAUAAGAGCGAGCCCGAGUUGACGACGGUGAAGGAGGAAGUGGACGAGGCCAACGGGGAGGACAAGGACAAGGCCGAGACGUCUUCUGAGAGUAAGGACACUUCAGCCUCCAAAGUGCCCCCCUACCCCGUGGGCAUUGUCCCUCCAAGGACCAAAUCUCCCAUGAGCCCUCCCGAGUCCUCCACCAUCGCCUCCUAUGUCACCCUGAGGAAGACCAAGAAACCUGAGUCCAAAUCUGAUCGUCCCAGGAGUGCAGUGGAUCAGACAGGAUUUGGGGAAAGAGAGGUGGGCAGGACGAGGAUGAGCGUGGAGGAGCAGCUAGAGAGGAUAAGAAGAAACCAGCAGGCCUCGUCACUCCGUGAGAAGAAGAGAGAAACCCCAUCUCGCUCGCCCUCCUUCAGCAAAGACAACCCGUUCAUCGUCCUGCAGAAUCGUGCCCAGACGGAGGGGGCCUGUGCAGACCCUGUGGAGCUGGAGGCGGCUCUGCAGCAGCUAAAGGCGGCUCACAUGGAGCAGAGCAAGAUGGCUGCCGAGGCGGCAGAAACGCACACAGACACGGUGCCGACACAGGAGGUGCAGAGAGCGGAGGAGGUGAAAAAUGCCAGGUGUGAGGAAAAGCAGCAGGACAGGGAUAUGACCCUGCAGAGUGUGAAGAAGCCACAGGCUGAGACCAACAGCAUAGACAGCGAGCUGUGUGAAAGCCAGAGGGUGGUGAUUCUGGACCUGGGCACAGAGCCUCAGCGUGUGGAGAUUGUGAACUUUCAGCCCUUUGAGGAUGACGAAAGCAGAGAGCAAGACCUGACCAGCUCUCCUACAAACACCACCACAGAAAACAGCUUCCAGACUCCAGAGCCUGAGACGCCGAGCCCAGAGCCUAAAGAGGAGGAGACGGACGCGAAGCAGCAAACCACCAGAGAGGAGAGCCUGGAGAGGAGCCUGGAUUCAUACAACAAGCUGACAACAGACAACAAGAAACACAACAACAACAACAACAUGUUGGCAUCGCAGACGUUCACCUUGGUGAGCAGCGACACGUGAGUGAUGCUGGCCUCGACAUCCGCACCGGCGUCCCGUAGAGCCCAGAUGUAGCCAGUCUGCACAGAGCAUGCUCCAUGGCUUCCUGCGUUUACAACAGAACUACUUUGACACUACUGUUACAUGCCCACAUGGAGAAGGAGAGAGUGUGACGGUGCUGCUAACCGACUGACCAACACCCAGACGAGCAGCCAUCACAUCCAGACAGGGAGAGGCAGAUGUACUGUAUCUUUAGCACCUGUUAGAUCUGUCCAUACUGAUAUGUCCUCAAGCAAAACAUACAUCUAUGGAGUCCCAUUUGUCCCCAAACAUGUCUGCAUUAAAAAAAAGAUUGUGAAAUGGUUUAGUCAAUGUGAAGGUUACAAAUGAUGUGUUUUAACCAAAACCUACCCGAGCAAGCAUACAAUUACAAUAAACCCUUUUUCUGGGUUCCAACAACCAUUUUAAGUCCAUUACUGGAAAGGAAGCAGUAAACCAAGGACCAGGCGAUUAACUCAAGGGUAGACUGAAGUUUUAAACCACGUGACCAAACUUUGUCAUCCAGUCAAGCACAGAGGUUUAAUAAGAAAGGGACGUGUAUACGCUAGUUUGUUUCUGAUGGCUUCCUGUCUUGAUGAACACUAAUGCUGACAGAAAGAUGGAACUUUUUCAAAUCAGCACAUACUUCUUAGAACAAGUAUCAUCUGUUUAGCCAGUCGAGUUGUAAAAGUGGAUCAGAUGUAUGUUUCCUCCGCUCUCCACAUGUGUCGUCCACUGCAGUUCAGAUUUAUUGUUCUUGCCCACGAGGCCUCAAACACUGGGGUAGGUGUUGGUAAUGAGGCUCAUCUUUGUGCUCCUGGUGUAACCGUCUCCUCUUUGUGUCUUGGUCCCAGAGCUGUUCACAGCCUGUUCCUUUUCAUUUUACAGAUUACAGAGAUUUACAGAGAUUGAACUUUUUAAGAGCUUUGUUUGUCUGCUUCUUUUAAAAGCUUUCAUUUAAAUUCACAAGACGCAGCCUUUUAUAUUCUAAAUCUUUCCAUUUGAGAUUUAGAAAUGGUUAAAGGCAGACUCAUUACGCAGCUUUAUUCAUUACUGCCUCGUACUGUUCCGCACAACUGGUUUAGUAGAAAAGUAGAAAAAUAAAACGAAGGAGCUGGCAGACAUUUUCCCCAGUAGUAUCUGAGGAUUUCAUUGUUUUAUGGUUUUAGUCCUUCUCCUGGAGAGGAUAGGAAUUUGGGCACAUUAUCAGGACGUGUUGGGUUCCAUCACGGUACUCCCUUGUGCUGUUUGCUUUCUUUAAUGGACAAAAUCUCUAGAAGCAGCCACAGGAUGAAAAUAUUCAUUAUAGUCUCUUCAGGAUUCAUGGUUCUGUUGGCUUCCUAACACUGCGACCUCACUGACCUACGAGGACGUGGCUGGAAAGCAGAGUGAGCUGGGUAGCUGGCUCUGGGGUGAGGAGUGACUUGUUGCACCAGGGUGAAGGACUUCAGGCAUCUGAAGGUCAUGUUCAUGAAUGAGGGGAACAUGACGGGUGGAUUGUACAGGACUGUUCAGGUGAAGUAGCAACUGAAGCUGAAGGUAGAGCCUCUGGUUGUUUUAAGUCGACUUUUCAACCCUUAUCUAUGAGCUUUUGGUAGAGACCAAAAGAACAAGAUAACAAAUGCAAGCAGAUGAAACUAGUCUCCGAGGCAGGUGCUCAUCCUUAGUGACUGGAUGAGGAGUUCAGACGUCCACAAGAAGCUCAGAGUAGAACCGGCACCCAUUAGGGCUGGUAGCAUUUUCUGUUCUCCGGAUAUUCAGUCCAAUUAAUGACGAAUAUCCCGAACAGUUGGGAGGGGAUGGCGGCUGAGUAUUUGUUCUGCAGGGGGGCACGCAGUCUCUGCCGGGGUGGAAGUGGGCGGGACACAUGGACAGACAGCAUUUGGCUACUAAGACCAGUUUAGGUGUAUCCGCCAUCAGUGUCGGCGGCGACCAGGGAGAUAUUCAGAGAAUUGAUAUCCCGAUUCCAGCACAGCUAGCGAACCGUCGGCUAGUCGGCUAUUCUGGUCCAGCCCUACUUCCCAUAUAGACAGGAACCAGCUGAACUGGUUUGGGUGUGUUUCAAGAAAGCAUGCUGGACACCUCUGUAGCAUCUGAAGGCCAUAUUCAUAAGUGAGAGGAACACAGGAAGUGGGGCUGAUGGGUGAACUUUAUUGGACGUUUAAGGUGAAGCAGGAGCUGAAGUUGAAGACGAUGGUACAGCUUUAAAGAUCAGAACCAUCGCCGUUGGUCAUGAGCUUUGGGGAGUGACUUAAAGAAGGAGAUCAUGGUUGGAUGUAGGUAAAGUGAACAGGGUGACAGGGUUCACCUCAGACUGGACGAGGAGCUCAGACCUGAAGGGCACCAGUUGAGGUGGUUGGAGGAUGUGGCCAGGAUGCAUCCUGGAUGCCGUUUUAUGGGGGUUUCUGGAAGGCAAACUUUCAAUGCCGACUUCCUGUAUUUAUAAUGAAUAUUUAUCACUAAAGCCUGUUUGGUCGUUGUACGUGUAAAAAGGCAGCGUGUCCAGAUGCUGAUUGAAACACGUACCUAGACUACUGCAUUUUUAAACGGUUCCGUCCUGUUCUUUGGACCGUCUCUCUGCAUCCAUCAGCUAGCUCACCGUCUAAAGCCAUCACAGACGCUGGGUGCCAGUUUUGUUUUGCUUUUUUUUCCUCUUAAAGGCCAUGAAAGAAUAUUUCUGGAUAAACAAGAAUUACAGCUAUAAAUAGAACAAAACCAUUUUACAAUCUUUAUCGUAUGUGUGACUUGUUUUGGGGUAAUAAAGCACCAUAGAACUGUGUUGCCAAAUAUAUACACACACAUCGAUAUACAGAGCUUUUGAUACCUUACUAAGUAUUAAAGUCAUCUUAACAUAAUUAUUAAUAAAAUUAGAUUAAUCUACAGAUCUGGAGGAGGGAAUGUUGGCUGUUUGUGAGUUGCUGAAGGCGAGUGUAAAGCUGUGUAUAGGAGCACUUUAGAAGUCUCACCACAGAUGGGCUAAGCACCAAAACCCAACACACAUGCAGUGCUUUAUGUUACCCCAAAGUGACCGCUUUGAUUUUAACCUGCUCUGAUUUUGAUUCUUUGUGUUGAUUGAAGACUGGAGGAUCCCUUAUCGCUCUGCAUUUUCUCACCUUAUGCACCGACAGCACAGCAUAUAUUUUAUGUAUGUAUAUAUAUGAUAUAUGCGCUGCUGUUUUUCCCUUUUUUUGGCCAGGACACAGUGUUUUGAUGAAGUUAUUUAUGCCAAGCAGAUGGUUUGAAGUCGGCCGUUCACCACACACGCAGUAUGUGAAUGUGUUGGAUUGCAGUCUGCUUGUUCAGUUUGUGUGUCUUUUGUUUGUCUCUCUUUGGUUUGCAUCACUUAGAAGAUACACAGUGAAGAGGCUACGAACAUGACACGGAUUGUGAUUUUGAAGCUGUGGCAGGUGGUGAUGAAUCGGAGAAUAGCACAUGUACGAAGCAAUAAGUAGGACUGUGGAGCUCCAGGACACAAAAGAAAUUUAAAUUAUGUAUAAACUGUAAAAAAUAAAGACAAAAAAAACAAAAAUAAAAUAAGAUAGCAUAAUUUAUGUACACACUGAAAAGAAGAAGAGUGAAUAUUAUAACUAUAAGAGGUUAUUAUUAAUAUUAUUAGGGUCAAUAUGCAAAAAGUUCAUACCCCAUCUGUUUUAUAUCAUGUGAAAUAAAUGUUGAUGUUCUUAAACAUG
This is a messenger RNA of Stegastes partitus (bicolor damselfish), 8008 nucleotides long. RefSeq names its product pleckstrin homology domain-containing family A member 5-like. The coding region runs from base 99 to 4304 and encodes 1401 amino acids. Lineage: Eukaryota; Metazoa; Chordata; Actinopteri; Pomacentridae. The transcript is spliced from 27 exons. The record is from RefSeq and is a predicted model, not a curated record. Gene Ontology annotation, molecular function: phosphatidylinositol-4-phosphate binding; phosphatidylinositol-5-phosphate binding; phosphatidylinositol-3,5-bisphosphate binding. Gene Ontology annotation, cellular component: cytosol.